UCCACUUGAUUGUAUCCCAUAAGUCCCUUAGGCUUUCUUCAUGUUUCUUCAUUCUUUAUAUUCCUCUGACUCAAAAAUUUCAAAAGACUUGUCUUUGAAUGCACUGACAAUUUGCUCUGUUUGAUCAAGCCUGCUGUUGAACCUCUCUAGUAAUGUUUCCAAUUAAGUUAUAUUCUUCAACUUUAGAAGUUCUGUUGGAUCUUUUAAAAACUAAUCUAUGUUGCUCUCUUCGGUCCGUACGUCCAAGAUGACAAAGAAAAGAAGGAACAACGGUCGUGCCAAAAAGGGCCGCGGCCAUGUGCAGCCUAUUCACUGCACUAACUGUGCCCGAUGCGUGCCCAAGGACAAGGCCAUUAAGAAAUUCGUCAUUCGAAACAUAGUGGAGGCCGCAGCAGUCAGGGACAUUUCUGAAGUGAGCGUCUUUGAUGCCUGUGUGCUUCCCAAGCUGUAUGUGAAGCUACAUUACUGUGUGAGUUGUGCAAUUCACAGCAAAGUAGUCAGGAAUCGAUCUCGUGAAGCCGGCAAGGACCGAACACCCCCUCCCCGAUUUAGACCUGCGGGUGCUGCCUGACGUCCCCCACCAAAGCCCAUGUAAGGAGCUGAAUCCUUAAAG
Molecule: messenger RNA, 613 nt
Organism: Rhinopithecus roxellana (golden snub-nosed monkey)
Lineage: Eukaryota; Metazoa; Chordata; Mammalia; Primates; Cercopithecidae
Product: 40S ribosomal protein S26-like
Exons: 2
Coding region: 218-571 (117 amino acids)
Biological process (GO): translation
Cellular component (GO): ribosome; cytosolic small ribosomal subunit
Molecular function (GO): structural constituent of ribosome; mRNA binding
Source: RefSeq, a predicted model, not a curated record